AUGUUUGUGCAGUUUAUUCCUCAUAUGUGGAAACUGAAGCAACCCUUAUUUGAGCAAUUCGCUGUACUGUUAUCAGUUGGAAUAGUGUGGGCAUUUGCAGCCCUUCUCACAGUAGCAGGUGCAUACCAGAACAGACCCCUGCAGACUCAGUUCAGUUGCCGAGUUGAUCGCUCAGGGCUCGUUAGUGGAGCUUCAUGGAUAAGAUUUCCUUACACAUUGCAAUGGGGUACUCCGAAUGUUGAUGCUGGAGAAGUCUUUCUGAUGUUGGCUGCAGCUUUUGUUUCUCUCAUUGAGUCUACUGGAGGAUUUAUUGCUGCUACAAGAUAUGGAAGUGCAACAUAUUGCCCAGCUUCAUUUCUGAGUCGUAGUGCUGGCUGGAUGGGAUUAAGUAUGUUGCUCCAUGGUUUAUGGGGAACCGACAGUGGAGCUACUGUAUCAGUGUAA
Molecule: messenger RNA, 444 nt
Organism: Nicotiana attenuata
Lineage: Eukaryota; Viridiplantae; Streptophyta; Magnoliopsida; Solanales; Solanaceae
Product: nucleobase-ascorbate transporter 4-like
Exons: 4
Coding region: 1-444 (147 amino acids)
Biological process (GO): transmembrane transport
Cellular component (GO): membrane
Molecular function (GO): transmembrane transporter activity
Source: RefSeq, a predicted model, not a curated record